CAGGUGCUCUUCCGGUUCCUGGCCAAAACUCCUGGGACCAACGAGGCUAACUUCCAGGUGUGGGGCAAGAUGUUCGACCUAGUCAACGUCGUCUGCACCACUCAGGCCCAUCGCACCAGUCGGCGAGCCGCGUCCUACAUCAUCCCCGGGCUAGUCAACAAGAUCGGCGAUAUGAAGUGUGGCCAGGGGGUGAAAGGCGCCCUCUCUGCCGUGUGUGAGGCUGUGGGGCAGAGCUAUGUGGUGAGUGUCACGGCCCAAACGGUGAUGGAGGGGUCGAAUGUUAAGAACUACGCACACACCCUGAGUUGGGUGGGCGGGUGUGUGGUGGACUUUGGGCUGAAGUGUGAUAUGGACAUGCAUGUGAAGUUUGUCAAGACCGCGGUAAGCCAUAGCAACGCGACCAUCCGGAAGGAGGUGGUGCAGUUGCUAAGGACCUUGUUUACCUACACGGGUGAGGGUUACAGGCGGCACUUUGAGGACGAGAAGGCUGCCAUGGUUGAGAAUAUUGAUCGGGCGUUAAAGGCGGCACUGAUGAGUACUCCAGACGCACCUACCCGUUUCGAAUACAAAGAGGACUCAAACGCACCCAGGAAAAAAGAAGUCGGGGGCCAGUUGUCCGCGGGAUCUGCCCUCACGCCUGCCGACGGACUGACGCGGCGUGUGACUGCUGAGAUCACUCAGGAGUUUGCCAAUAUGGGUGUUGAGGACGGUGGCGACGGUAACCAUGGCAACGCCCGUGGUGAUCCCAUGCAGGUGCAGGACGAGGCCGUGUCGCACCGAACGGUCCACUCCGACGAACCGCGCACUGACGUGAGCCCGAAGCUCGGGGACGCCCUAUGCAACCAGCUCAACGACAGCGACUGGAAGACACGGCAGGAGGCACUGAUGCAGGUACAGACCAUCCUCAAGCAGGCCGGCAAGCACGUGGCCGACCGCGUGGGCGGGCUACCUACCGCCCUCAAGCAACGGCUGCACGACUCCAACAAGAACCUGAUAGCCCUGGCGCUGCAGCGCAUCACGCUGUUGGUUGAAAGCAUGGGCCCUGGGUGUGAGCAGGUGCGGCGUGUGCUGCUGCCGGGUGUGCUGAGUGCUCUGAGCGAUAAGAAGCUCGCCAUCACCUCGGCGGCGGUGGAGGCGCUCACGGCCUUUAACGGCGAAUUGGGACCGUUGGCCCUGUUGGAUGAGGUGCAGGUGGCCCUGGACUCGCAGCACUCGCAGCUGCGCACGCACCUGCUGGGGUGGGUGCUAUCGGUCCUGCAGCGGGAAGGGCAGGGCCUGCCCCAGGGCUCGUUAAUAGGACUGGUGCGCCCCGUGUUGCUGUGUUCGCAGGACCGCAUGUCUGGCGUGCGCACGCUGCUGCACAAGAUAGUACCGUAUCUGGUGCUGAACUGUGGCGUGGCAGGCGUCAACCAGGAGAUAGACCGCGCCGACACCUUGGCCAGUGCCAAGAGUGACAUGCGCGAUGUGGUCACGCGCUUUGGACAGCCGCCCAAGCCAGCGGCACCCAAGGGCGUGUCAUCGCAGGUGUCAGUCGUGUCCUCGCAAGUGCCCGAGAGCACCCCUGGCGCAGAAACAGGGGGCGCUGGCUAUGAACAGGGCAGACCCAGUCCUCACAAGCACGCCCCAGGUGCAGUAGGGGCCGUUGCAGGCGCUAUAAAUAGAUCGGGCGGGCGAUCUGUACCCACGAGCGGUGGCAGCACGCGGCGGUCUCUGGCGGCGGUGACGAGUAAGAUUGACAGCCGAAGGUCUAUCUCCGGUAUAGCGCGUCCCGGUUUUCAAAGCGGGAUUGGUUCGUCGAUAGGCACCGGGCCUAGCCCGAAACGGAGUAGUUCUAUAAAUAACUCAUCGAGCCGGUCAGCCUUACCCAAAUUUGGGGGAGUGGGGUGGCCACCUGAGGCAGGGCAUCCCUGUAUGGCGGGUGAUGACGUCCCGUUGUCAAUGAUGCCUGGAGAUAUAAAGCAACGCGAGAUGAAGAACUUGCGCAGUCGGUGGGAGUGUCAUGUCACAGGACCCAGAGACGACCACAUGGCACAACUGAAGGAGCAGAUGCAGAUGUGUGUCAAGGAG
Molecule: messenger RNA, 2067 nt
Organism: Sphaeroforma arctica JP610
Lineage: Eukaryota; Ichthyosporea; Ichthyophonida
Exons: 2
Biological process (GO): microtubule polymerization; mitotic spindle organization; centrosome duplication
Cellular component (GO): kinetochore; spindle pole; centrosome
Molecular function (GO): microtubule plus-end binding; microtubule plus end polymerase activity
Source: RefSeq, a predicted model, not a curated record